Miniopterus natalensis is the source of this 1791-nucleotide messenger RNA. RefSeq names its product transketolase like 1 (gene TKTL1). Lineage: Eukaryota; Metazoa; Chordata; Mammalia; Chiroptera; Miniopteridae. Gene Ontology annotation, molecular function: thiamine pyrophosphate binding; transketolase activity. The record is from RefSeq and is a predicted model, not a curated record.
AUGGCGGAUGCUGAGGUGAGCGUUGCCAUGGCCGAAGAAGACAAACCUGAUGCGGAUACUGUGCAGGUGCUACGGGACCUGGCCAAUCGCCUGCGCAUCCACUCCAUCAGGGCCACAUGUGCCUCGAGCACCGGCCACCCCACAUCAUGUAGCAGUGCUGCUGAGAUCAUGUCUGUGCUGUUCUUCCACGUCAUGAAAUACAAACAGGAAGACCCAGAGAACCCGAACAACGAUCGAUUCAUCCUUUGCAAGCGACUGGCAUUUGUUGAUGUGGCAAUCGGAUGGUUUGGACCAGGACUGGGGGCUGCGUGUGGGAUGGCAUAUACUGGCAAGUACUUUGACAAUGCCAGCUACCGAGUGUUCUGCCUCUUGGGAGAUGGCGAAUCUUGGGAAGGCUCCGUCUGGGAGGCGUUGGCCUUCGGUUCUCACUACAAUCUGGAUAAUCUCAUGGCCAUCUUUGACGUGAACCGCCUAGGACACAGUGGCGUCUUGCCCAUUGAGAACUGCAUAGACAUCUAUCAGAAGCGCUGCGAAGCCUUUGGGUGGAACACUUACGUGGUGGAUGGUCGUGACGUUGAGGCACUGUGCGAGGUGUUCUGGCAAGCAACUCAAGUGAAGAACAAGCCUACUGCUGUAAUUGCCAAGACCUUCAAGGGCCGGGGCACUCCAAGUGUUGAGGAUGCAGAAAAUUGGCAUGGAAAGCCAAUGCCAACAGAAAGAGCAGAUGCAAUUAUCAAACUAAUUGAGAGCCAGAUAGAGACCAACAGGCAGCUCGAACCAAAACCCCCUGUUGAAGACUCGCCUCAAAUCAACAUCACGGACAUAGAGAUGACCUCUCCACCUGCUUACGAAGUUGGUGACAAGGUAGCUACUCGCAAAGCAUGUGGUUUGGCUCUGGCUAAGCUGGGCCAUGCAAAUGAUAGAGUCAUUGUGCUGGACGGUGACACCAAGAACUCCACCUUCUCCGAGAUAUUCAAGAAGGAGCACCCUGAGCGCUUCAUCGAGUGUUUUAUUGCUGAGCAAAACAUGGUGAGCGUUGCGCUGGGAUGCACCAUCCGUGGUCGGACCAUUGCUUUUGUUAGCACCUUUGCUGCCUUUUUGACCCGAGCAUUUGAUCAGAUCCGGAUUGGAACCAUCUCUGAAACUAACAUCAACCUUAUUGGGUCCCACUGCGGUGUAUCCAUUGGUGAAGAUGGACCCUCCCAGAUGGCCCUGGAGGAUUUGGCCAUGUUCCGAGCAGUUCCCAACUGCACCAUUUUCUAUCCAAGUGAUGCAGUCUCAACAGAGCAUGCUGUGUUCCUGGCAGCCAAUACCAAGGGGAUAUGCUACAUUCGGACCAGUCGACCGGAAACUGACGUUAUUUACACCGCUCAAGAAACUUUUGAGAUUGGACAGGCCAAGGUCAUUCGCCAGAGUGUCAAUGACAAGGUCACAGUUAUUGGAGCUGGAGUUACUCUGCAUGAAGUCUUAACAGCUGCUGAUGAUCUUUCCAAACAAGAUAUUUCUAUCCGCGUCAUUGACUUGUUUACCGUUAAACCCCUGGAUGCUAGCACCAUCAUCUCCAAUGCAAAAUGCACAGGUGGCCGAAUUAUCACAGUGGAGGAUCACCACCCAGAAGGUGGCAUCUGGGAGGCUGUCUGUGCAGCUGUUUCCAUGGAGCCUGGCAUCCUGGUCCAUGGGCUGGCAGUGCAAGGAGUUCCUCGGAGUGGAAAGUCAAGUGAACUCCUGGAUAUGUUUGGAAUUAGUGCCAGACACAUUAUAGUGGCUGUGAAAUGUAUGUUAACAAACUAA